UUAAAAGCGGACCGAGGAUCCGCUGCUGGGACACGCUGCUCACGGUGAAGUCAAGAUGUUCAUGGACGAGCGGAUUGUGACUCUGUUCAAAAGGAACUUCCACCACACGUUGACCUACUGGAGCGUCUUCUUCAGCUUCGGACUCUGCAUCGCUUUCCUCGGACCGACCAUUCUGGACUUGCAAUGUCAGACCAAGUCCACGCUCAGUCAGAUCACCUGGGUCUUCUUCGCCCAGCAGUUCUGCUUGUUGAUCGGCAGCUCGGUCGGCGGCGUUUUCAAGCGCACGUUGUUCCGUGCUCUGGCCGCCUUGUUCGUCUCGGCUCUCGUCAUCUCCGUGAUAUUCGCCAUCAUCCCUCUGUGCCAUAACGUGCUGCUGCUCGCCACCGCCAUGGCCGUGUCCGGUUUGGCGAUGGGCGUCAUUGACACCAUCGCCAACAUCCAACUGGUGACCAUCUACCAGAGGGACUCCGCUGUUUUCUUGCAGGCUCUUCACUUCUUCAUCGGGUUCGGGGCCCUGGUGAGUCCGCUGAUUGCGGAUCCCUUCCUCUCGGAGUCGGGCUGCGGGAAUGGCACAGGGAACGGGACGGAGAUGAUGCAUCAUUUCAGGAACAUGCUGAGGAACAGUCCGAUCGCAGUGCACAACAUAACUCUGAGCGACUCGCCCCACGAGACGGGGGGGGAGGAGUCCACUGUGCACUACGCUUUCUGGAUCAUGGCACUUAUUAAUCUGCCCGUGCCCAUUGCCGUCCUGUUCCUGAUGUACCGGGAGAAGCUCAUCCCGUGUUGUCCCGGCGACACCCCCCGCCUGCUGGACAAGGACGAACUAGCAAUGGAGAACCAGCAGGGGGCCGAGGGCCCGGACGUGGAGCAGAGCGAACACGGGGCCGGAGGUCACGGUGAUAUCUUCAGCUGCUGUCGGAACGACAACCUGCGCGGCCUGCCGGUCUCCUUCUUCAUGAUCCAUGUCCUCGGUGGGUUGGUGCUCUUCAUGACCGACGGAAUCGUGGGCGCGUACGCUGGCUUCGUGUACACCUACGCCGUGACGCCGCCGAUGUCACUGCCUCACAAGACGGCCGGUUACCUGGCCAGCAUCUUCUGGGCGGCCAUCACGGCGGGACGUCUGCUGUCCAUCCCCCUGUCGUAUCGCUUCCAGCCCGUCAGGCUGCUCCUGUUCAACCUGGCUGGGGCCAUUGUCACGGUGUUGAUGCUGCUCAUUUUCUACACCAGCAGCGUCUUUCUGUUUGUCGGUACCUGUCUAUGCGGACUGUUCCUCAGCAGCAUCUUCCCCUGCAUGCUCGCCUACACCGAGGACAUCCUGGACUACCAGGGAUGCGCAACGUCCGUCCUGGUGACGAGCGCCGGGAUGGGAGAGAUGGUGAUGCAGGUUCUGGUCGGCUCAAUCAUCCAGACCGAAGGCAGCUACAGCUUCCUGUUGUGUGGGAUGAUAAUCGGCUGCCUGGGAUUCAUCUUCUUCUUUGGUCUCCUGCUGUUCCAUCGGAUGCACAGAAACUACCUCGCAGGAACAUCGAAGAAGUCCGCCAUGGUGGAGGAACCGGCAGCCGAGCAGAACGGAUCCGCAAAAACAGAACAGAAGGAGGAGAGCGAGAGCAUCUGAGACGGGACGGCGGCUACUGUGGACGAAGACUUGAGAUGAUUGACCGACCGAUCGUCGUCGACCACAUGUGCAACUGUUUCACCAAGUAGUUCGUCCGCUGCUGUCAAAUUCUCGGCUCGUCUUUCUGUUUCAUGUGAAUCACAGUGUUCAUCAGAUGAUGUUCUGUUUUAUACGUCGUAGGUUUUAAAAUUUACGAAACAAAUAUAAUGAUUAUGCGAGCGGGUUGCCAUGGAAAAUAUACUUUUGUAUACAAAGCAUCUUUUGUUUUCAUAUUGUUUUAUGUGUUGUGCAUAUCUUUUGUGAAUGUUUAAAGUCUAUUAAAUGUCUAUUAAAAAAUAGCUUUACA
Molecule: messenger RNA, 1961 nt
Organism: Scophthalmus maximus (turbot)
Lineage: Eukaryota; Metazoa; Chordata; Actinopteri; Pleuronectiformes; Scophthalmidae
Gene: slc60a1b
Product: major facilitator superfamily domain containing 4Ab
Exons: 10
Coding region: 56-1615 (519 amino acids)
Biological process (GO): transmembrane transport
Source: RefSeq, a predicted model, not a curated record